CUGUACUGAUGUGUCAGAGGAAUCUCGUGUAUGCUAUAUCGUGACACUGCCCGGGACCUGCCGCGCGCGCGGCGAUACACUUGAUGCGCGCGUAGGAGUGGCUUUCGUGAAUCGAAUACCGUAAGACAGAUCAGUUUGUGCGAUCGCGCCGCUCGUCUCGACGGAUGUUUACGAUUGGCAUGUUAAAUGGCAGUGAACAUGGAAGUGUCGGACGCGACCAGAGAGGUUGACACUUGUCUCUCGACGGAUUUGAUGGAAGCCGACGAUACUAAUUCGAAGAUCAACGAUGACACGUUGAAGAAUGAGCCGCGCGCCGACGAUAUAACGGGUGGCGAUGAGAAAUCCGUGGAGGCGCGAUCGACGAACGACGGGUUAUGUACUGGUGCUUCUGACAGCAGUAAUGUCGUAAGCGAGAAACGUGAGGAAAUUGCCGAUUCAUCACAAGCGGCAUCGGAAGAUCGCAGGACCGAAUCGUCGGAAGCAACAAUGGAAAAUGCCGGCAGUAGCCAAGGUGCUCAGACUCCGUUGGCUUUCACCAUUGAUUUCGGUAACAACAAGGAAGUGGACACAGCGAGGUAUCAGAAUCUUUUCGAGAGGUACAAUGCCAGGCACAAGCGAAAUCUCUCUACGUCCAAGGUGGAAGUAAAAUCGAAGAAGCCAAGUACUAUACUUUCUCCAAACCUGGUGCAAAAGCAGAAAGUUCCUAGCACUCAUUCAGAAGGUUACUUUAGUAGCGAGGAUGAUACAAAGCGAAAAACUGACCAAUUAUCAGAAAGACUUAAACAAUUAGGCAUCAAGAAUCUUUCAAGAGCACAUUCUAGCACAAAGAAGUCUUCGAAUGAAGGCCCCUGUCAUCAAAAUAAGCAGAAUUCAAUGACAAAAUCCUGCGAUGAUGAAUUGCGGCGUAACAAAUCAUUGUCACCUCAUAGCCUCUCUUUAGAACUUGAAUCCAAUGAAAACAUAUACUGGACAUCUCAAAGAUCUGCAACGAUAAAUGAUUUAAGUCGUAUUCAAAUUAGCAAUUAUGAUGACGACGAAAAUGAAAAGCAAUACACGAAGAAUAUCGAGUACAUUGAAAUAGAUCGCGAAUGCAAGGAAAUAAAUGAUAUUGAAGAUAAUAAAGUAUCUAAUAUGAAUUAUAUUACCGAUGAUUUUAAUAUAAAAAAUGCAAACGAAACGGACAACAACUUAACGAGCGUCAGUUACACAUUGGAUCUGAAUGCAGAUAUCAUAACGGAGACCAAUCUGGAUGUAUUUAACGUCAGCAAUAUCGAUGCUGGUUCCGAUGGUGCAGUGAGUGAAGCUGGGACCUAUACGAUUCACAAAGAUUAUACUGAUGAGGAAAAAGCGAGAAUGGAUAUCGAUAAAGUUUUCAGUGUCGGUGUUCUGACAGAAGAUGAGAGCAACGAGACAUAUGUUCACAAUUUUAAGAUGAGCAUUUCUCGCGAUAAUAACGCGUGGAUAUCGGAAUGGGCUACUCAAGUAGCCGAGCACAACUCGUUACCUCCGUUAAUAGGUGGCUCAACGGGACGUACACCACCUCUGAGUCCCACCAAGAUACCAUCUCCGAUUCAUGCUAGAUCUCAACGAAUGUCACGUAACCGUUAUGAGCAACCGGAUAAUAAUAUCGAUACGGAUACGUAUGUACGAAUAAAAGAAAGGAUGGGUUUGAUCUCGAGUCAGCAUCAAAUUAUAGACUCCGGCGGUGAAUCUGACGACGACACCAGCAAUAGUUACAACACACCGCCCAAUAGCUCACAACGUACACCUGUGCACGUUCGACGCGGUAGCUUGUCCGAGUCUUUAUUUCGACGAGCAAACAGCAACGAAACUAGGCGAAGCGCUCGAAAAUACAUGAGUUCUGCCAAAUCAAAAACUGCUGAUACCAAUGUAGAAUUAUUGAAAAGCCCGUCCCAAGUUUUAUCACCUCUUCAUUUUGAAAGAAGAAGCAGUUCUUUAGAUAGGAAAGAAUGUGCUUCUGAUACAACGGAAUCUAAUACGUCCAGAAGAAAUAGUAUGAAGUAUCAUAAAGAAGAAGACUGCAAACAUACAAAUAGUCCCAUCUUAAGUCGUCUUAGACCGCCUACGCCAAAAUUGACCAACAGUCCAAUCGUGAGUCGCAAGGCUGCUACAACGAAGAUGCUUAAUUCUCCUAUGUUGGAAAGACCUAAACACUUGGCGAAGUCGUCUCAACAAGCCAAAAAUAUAGGAUAUUUUACGUGCGUCGAAAAUAGUCCAUAUAUGUUGCGAAAAUCUAACAGCACUACGAAUUAUCAUGAAGAAACUAGUUAUUUUGAUAAGGAUAUGCCUAUUAAAGCGCCUAAUAUGUUGCGAAACAGUCCAGAACUUCAACGGCAUCUCAAUAUACAAAGAUCAUCGAGCAACGCGAGUAUUAGAAACAUGAAGUCGCAGAAUAUGGUGUCGCGUCGUAGCAGUUUUAAUAACAGCGACUUUGACAGAAUAUCAUCGAGGGGAAAGUUUGCUGUCGCCUCUGACAGCAGUAGCGAAGCUGGCGAGCAACAAGGAAAAUCCCCUCUAAUGCCAAUCUCGUCUGGAAUCAAGUUAAAUAGAGCUUUCAGCAUAAGAAGAGCGAGAUUAAAUUGCGAAUCCGAUACAACGCCGAAUACGACCCCGGAAGAAAGACGCAGGAGAGCACAAUCCGAGAUAAAGACUGUAGCACCCGCGAAUAAGCAACAGAAUUAUCAUCGUAGUCGCACAAAUAGUGUCGGGGCGCACAAUAAAGAGUUAUCGAAGAAACCAGAGCCAACGAAAUUCAGAGCACCGUCCAUGUCUAGGACUGAUACCGGGAGAUUUAGUAUGAGGGCACCGAAGUCCGCUCAUCAUCCUUCCAUUAGUCAGAAAACAAAUCAAAAGCCAAGUAAAGACCACAAGAAAUCAACUAGAAGCAAUUCCACUCUUACGUCCAAGGAGGUAGAGUUUCAAAAUUGGAAGAGACGGAAAAGUUACGAUCCGAUGAAAGCAGCGGCCGAAGGUAGAAAGAAAUUAAUAGACAGCACGAAGAAACAUCAUAGUACCGAGGACGGUUCUGGACACCAUGACAGUUCUGUGCUGAGAUCUGCAAGUUUUCAUGGUACAGGAGGUACUCUCUCAUUAGCCAACGACUGGUCGGACAAUGAAUUAAAUUAUCCCUACGAAGAUAAUCAAGUGCCGCCGCCUAGCAGUCCGCAAUUGGAGAGCGACAGUGAUUUGGAAACUUCGUCCUAUCUGCAAACGACACAAAACGUCGUGUCCGCCAUGUCUGCUCGCAUGACGGGAUAUUGCCCUCCACUAGAUUCCGAUAACGAGAGUGAUGAAGAUACGAGUCACAGCCUGCAUCAAAACAUAUCGAAAGGAUUAUGCCAUCCGAGCGACACGGAGAGCAGCGAUGAACAGCGGCAUCCUAUCCCGCAAUCUUCUCUCUGCAACUCUAAAUACAAAGACUUUAGUAUGCGUAGGGCAAAAUUAGAUCUGCAACGAACAAAACCUGUGUCUUCCAAUAUAAACAAAGCUAAAAAUUUAUCGCACGACGUUCGUAACAAGUCCGAGUCCGUUUCCAGCACCAAUAGAAUAGAUUCUGGACGAUCUAGUGCGCGAGUUAAUAGAGCUUCAAGCAUGGGGCCUAAAAGCAAGCCAAAGGAACAGAAAAAGCCUCCGACACCAAACGUACGGGAAGUCGAAAUGCAAAACUGGAAACGUCGCAAAAGCUACGAUCCCAUGAAAGCAGCAAUGGAAGGAAGGAGAAAAGCGGGUUUGGCGAAGAAAAAUAUCAAUUCAAAUCUGUCACCGAGCCAUGUAGCAAGAUCGCAAAGUUUUCAUGGAUCAGUAGGAUUGGCUAUCAGUGACUGGAGCGACGAGGAACCGGUCAUAUCUGCAGAUGAAACACUUUAUUAGAACUGUCUCAAAACUAUCAGAAGCGGGAUAUAUGCCUGAAAGUAAUGUAAAACCAAUUACAAAAAUUCAUGUAUAUAAAUUGCAAACCUGAGCGAAUUUUAUAGAAUAAUUUAUGAGCACUUCUAUAUCUACAUCUAAAUCUGAAACAAUUUUAGCAAGACAAGUACAUGAAUACGAGAAAUCUUUUCUAUAUUAUAAAUUUCUGUGUGAGAGUUGACUCCCGCAUAAUUGCUAAAUUUUGAAUUAUAAACAAAUUGUACUUCCUGAAAAAAAUGAUAGUUAAAGAUUUUGGACCAUAUAUCGUGGUAUUAAUGCAAAAAUGUGCAAUUUCUUAUGUUAAUUUAAUUUGAAGUAUUGAAAGACAUAUUUUUUUUCUCAA
This is a messenger RNA of Linepithema humile (Argentine ant), 4270 nucleotides long. RefSeq names its product uro-adherence factor A. The record is from RefSeq and is a predicted model, not a curated record. Lineage: Eukaryota; Metazoa; Arthropoda; Insecta; Hymenoptera; Formicidae.